AUGGACGAAGACGAAAACCCAAACAAACCCCAUCUCAUGGAUGACGGCGACGACAGCUACGAGUACGAGAACGACUCGUCGUCUGAGUCCAGCUCCGGCUCGGUGGCCUGCACCGGCAUCAUUAUGGUCUCGCCACCGGAGAGCUCAGAGGUCGACGAAGCUCACAACAACAGAGCCUCCCAAGACGUGUUCCAGACCCCACCCGAAUACUCAUACCCGCCAACCUCCGAAGGGAAAACUCCGUUGCUGGAAGUUAAUACGAGCGACGACGAUCCUCCAUACGAGGAUGUUGGAGACGGGCGAGGCGUAAUCGUGGCCUUCGGCGAAGGUACGGGUGCGGUGGAUUUGGGAGGGGACACGGAUCUAGGGUUUGCAGAGGCUGCAGAGGUGGAAUUUAGGGUUUUGAGGAGGGAAUUGUCCCCGGAAGGCGGUUUACUGGAACCCCCAUUGAAGAAAUUGAAGGAUUCCGAGCACAAUUUGGGAAAAUUUGAGCCCUCCUGCAGUUCCACUGAAAGUCUCGAAAUUGACGGUUGCGAUGAGAGUUCGGGUGAGGAAGGCUCGGAGGAAAGGAAGCUGGACUCUUCUGACAACGAGAGCGAGAGUGCUGUCGAAGAAACUCAAUCGAACAGUGAUGAAAAAGACAGCGUUGUGGAGAUGGAGGAUGGCGGCGAGGAAUGCCUGGAUGAUGUGAUGAGGAGUACACCAAAUGUGACUACUGAGGAAUUGCGGCGAAUAGACAGCCCGUGGCGAGGGCGGGCUCUGCCACGAUCGAUCGUGCAGGCUGGGUCUAGUGCUAUGGAUGGUGAGGAUAUGGUGCAGAAUGAGGUUGCUAUAUUGGAUGUGUUGAAACUUCUGAAAGACAAGUAUGAUGGUGAUGGUGAUGGUGAUGGUGUGGUUGACAAUGGUAGUUUUUGGGAGAUAAGUAGGAGUCGAGGCAUGACUUUUCCCCGGCCAUCGUGGUGGCCGGAAGGCGGGUUCUGA
Molecule: messenger RNA, 981 nt
Organism: Prunus armeniaca (apricot)
Lineage: Eukaryota; Viridiplantae; Streptophyta; Magnoliopsida; Rosales; Rosaceae
Source: the annotation of a GenBank genome assembly